Molecule: messenger RNA, 1098 nt
Organism: Tarenaya hassleriana
Lineage: Eukaryota; Viridiplantae; Streptophyta; Magnoliopsida; Brassicales; Cleomaceae
Product: putative protein TPRXL
Exons: 1
Coding region: 98-916 (272 amino acids)
Source: RefSeq, a predicted model, not a curated record
CAUUUUUAAAGUGAGAGAGCCUUAUUGCCCUAAAGUCAAGAAAGCAAGACGGAGCCGAUAUCGCAUCGACCCGAAUCACCGAAUCGGAGCCCCAUCGAUGGAUCCGAACGGCCGUAUUCCCUCCCGAUUCAACCGCCUCCGUGAAUCCUCCGCCGUCUCCGAUCGCCUUCUCGGUACCUUCACCGCCCAAGGUCCUCGCAUCCAUAUCCCUUCUUCCUCUGCCACCGGCGAUGGUGAUCUCUACGAGGACGAUAUCUUCGCCACCGAACUCUCCCACACGCCUCGGUCUUCUUCUUCUUCUUCUUCUUCUUCUUCUUCUUCUUCUUCUUCAUAUUCCUCUUUUUCGGCAGUUCCGCCGCCGCCUGGUCGCCCAAUCCAGAGGAGCAGAAGCGGAUUGAAAACCGUCGAGGCGUCCGGAAUCCUCGCCGCACUCCCGGAGCUUUCCGGGAGCAAUCACCUCGGCCAUGUAUUUCACCACAAAUCAGCGGCGGCUCUCUCCCCCUCCGUCUCCUCAACCGUAUCUUCGUCGUCUUCCCCCGGCGGCGCAUCGGCGGCUUCGUCAUCGUCAGCGCGCGCGAUUCCUACCGCUCCGAAACCUCCGCAGGAGAGGAUCCCAUUCCCGUCGUCGUCAGUCGGUAGUGGAAAGUAUCCUCAAUCUGCUCCGGUUAAGGUUCCAGUGAUGACACGGGCGACGAUGAAUCGCCAGCGGAAGGAGUUCGAUCUGGCGGACGUGGUGGACGUGGAGGAAGAGGAGGAAGGCGAGAUGCUUCCGCCGCACGAGAUCGUAGCUCGGUCGCUGGCUCAGUCGUCGCUGUUGUCGUGCUCGGUGUUGGAGGGAGCAGGAAGGACGCUCAAAGGAAGAGAUCUCCGGCAGGUAAGGAACGCUGUCUUUAGAAGAACAGGUUUCAUAGAUUGAUUGAAUUUUCGUAGACAUUCUUUUAUUUAUUAUGGGAUUGGACUUCCUUGGUUGAUACUGAUUGGCUAGAAACUCCAUGGAUGUCAUGUCUUCUCGUACCUUGGUUCUUGACUGUUAGAGAGAACCCUGUUCUUGUCAAUAUAUUCGUUUAUGUUCGAUUUGGCAUUCGGCCUCUUUUUCUU